UCUUAGGAAGGCCAAAGGUAAGUUAUCUCAAUAAAGUUUUGGUUGAAUCACCGUCCACAUUCAAUUAGCAUAAAUGUCAUGUAGCUAUAUUUCACAUAUUGGCUAAUGCUAAGCUUUCAAUUCCUGUUACUUUCACUCCUUACUUAAACGGCUUAAUAAACUUAAGACAAAAACGUAAUUAAGUUGUCUGAAAUGCGGCAACACACAUUUCUGGGGUGGAAAUGACAGAAAUUGAAGUUUAUUUUGAGCGUGUAAUAGCAAGCAAAUUAAAAAUCAUCACGGUCAGCUUACAGUAUGAUACUGUUGUUCAACAAUAAUAAACAUACUAUUACAUCAAUACCUCUCUGACCAAAAGUAUUACCUGAUGUUUUAGCACGGAUUCAGUACAUGGUACGUAAUGUGUAAGUGAAUAAUAAAGUAGCAAUGAAAUGACUCGAUUUAUGGUCCCAACGUCAAUAGAGAUAAUAGCUAUAAUAGCUAUUCCAAGGUAAACGCCGCCAUCUGGUGGCUGAACGGCAAACUGCACCUCAUAAACCGACAACCACAGUUCUAUCCCUUAGCCGCAUGACUUUAAAUGUGUGUCAUAUACAUUUUUGUGUUAGACUUGAACAAAGCAGGCCUUUAAGUGAACAUCUGGGAGUGGUUGCCAUGUCACAGUCACAUGACUAUCCCGGAAUACGGCUUCCCCAAAAUGGCAGCAUGUUAGAGCAACAGCAGGGGGCGCUGUGGUUGCCGUCAUCACGUGUAGAAGAAGAAGAAGAAGAAGAAGACAUCCCUCAGCCUUUUUCUCUGCCUCCCCCAGGACGGGAAGCACCACACCCUGUCAGCGAAUCAGAGCAGGGCCCGCCCUCUCCAUCACAUCAUCUUCAGUUUCCACGGUAACAGCCCCCCCCCCAGCUCUCCUCCCUCCCUCGUCCCUCCCGCUCUCUUUCCCUCUGCUUGUGUUUCCUCUGUGAAAGGUGCCGCAUCAUCGCCGUCGCCCCUUGCUUAGCUUAGCAGCGUGCUAGUUUUUAGCGUUAGCAUCCUUGCUGCAGUGGGAGAGUCCCGACGUGCGAGGCGCCACCCUCCUCCCAGCACCGCGUCCGUCUCCGUCCUUCUCCAUUCUUCUCUGUCCUCCAGCAUCCGGCUGACUGCGGAGGACGAUGCGGGCGGCGCGCUGAGGAAGACGAUAUGCGGCGCUUUGUGUGGUCACAUGACAUUGUUGUGAUGAUGUCAUUGGUCCUCAAGCGGACCGGCAGUAUGGUCUCCUCCACGUGCUGACAUGAACUAAACCACAGCCGUUCCAUCAAGCCCCGCCCAUUACAACUGUGACCAAAGGGGGCGCUGUUUGUCCAUGUGAUCCACAGCACACGAGGACUCCGCCCAAUCAUCUAUUCCUCACCAUGAGCGUCUUGACCCUCUCACCUGUGGCCCCUGAGCCGCCCUCCCCCAUGGUGACCUCCAUCACCCCCACCCUGGACACCGACACCCCCACAGCCACGCCCACUGUUGUCGACCAGGAUGGGGGGUCCUCGUCAGGACCCAUCCCAGGCAGGGUGGCUGCAGGGCGGGGUCAGAGUGACUCUUCCCAAAGGUCCAAGAAGCCGCCGCCCCUGCACACGGUCGCCGACUGGAAGGUCGUCCUUCACCUUCCCGAAAUCGAGAAGUGGCUUCGAGCGACCGCCGCCAGGGUGACGCAGCUGUCGCACUCCGUGGGACAAGAUGGCGGCAGUAGACACGUGGAUGCACACCUGGUGCAGCUCAAGGACAUCUGUGAGGACAUCUCGGACCAUGUGGAGCAGAUCCACGCUCUGUUGGAGACGGAGUUCUCCCUCAAGCUUCUGUCCUACUCGGUCAACAUCAUAGUUGACAUCAGGACGGUCCAGCUUCUGUGGCACCAGCUGAGGGUCUCUGUUCUGGUUUUGAAGGAGCGUCUUCUGCAGGGCCUGCAGGACCCUAACGGAAACUUCACCAGACAGACUGACAUUCUGCAGGCCUUCAGCCAGGACCAGCACCAGACCCGCCGUCUGGACGCCCUGACGGAAGUGGACGACUGCGGUCAGCUGACAAUCCGCUGCAGUCAGGACUACUUCUCUCUGGACUGCGGCAUCACGGCCUUUGAGCUGAGCGACUACAGUCCGGGGGAGGAGCCUGGGGCCCGAGACCCCUCCCUAAAUCGAGUCCAGGAUGUGGACCAAAAAUCAGACGUAGAGGAGAUCGAAGAACCAGAAGUACCAAAAGAGAACCUGGAAAACAGUUUAGCUGAACUUGUGACAUGUGAUGGCUCGCCAAGCCACACCCCCCCGACCUCAGUAGGAACCCACCAGAGCCAGACGGCGAGGCGGUCUCUACCGGGUCACAACCACAACGCUGGUGGCGCCCUGGUCUCGGACCAGGUGGUGAGAAGUCCCAGUCCGGUCUCUGAGCUUCAGAGUCGCAGCACCCCUGCUCUCAUGGAUCCUCCAGACCGCUCCAAGUUCUGGUUGGAGCUGGACUCAGUUUGUCCAGAAGAUAGUUCUCAGCAGGACAUGAAUGUUCCCAGCGUCCAGGGACCCCUGAGGGACCACAGGAGUUCUUUCGGAGGAGACGUGGCCCCGCCCUCACAUGAAGUGGUGUCUCUGAUAGCGAGGACACGAGCUGAGACGUGUGGAUGCAGCGAGGCUGAGUCUGACUCCCCGUUACCAUCCCCGAUGAGGGAGCAGGUCCUGUCUUCAGACCUGGAGGCAAGUGGAGAGGAGUCGGACCCCAGACCUCCUGGCAAGAUGGCGGUCUGGACGGUGAAGCCCAAAGGACACCAGCAGGAGGUCCACGUUUCAUCAGAAACCAGUCCGGACCGGGAGCACUGGUACGGCUCAGAGGAGUUCCUGGCGCUUCCUGCUCAGCUCCACAAGAGCGACAUGCUGGCCAUCAACCUGGAGAACCUGGCCCGCACGUUGAAGCCCGUCGGUGAGGAAGUUUCCCAUGAUGCUUUGCAGGAUGUGGACGACUGGGAUCUGACUGAGCUCAACCCGGACUGGGACUCUCCCGAGAGUGGAGAUGAAGUUCCUUCUCCGUUACUUCGUCCAAACAGGCGGAACCUGCUGGGCCGCUUUAGCCCCGCCUCCUCCAGCGAUAUGGCUCCCUCAGUGGAUGACAGCAUCGAGUCCGGCCCGCUGAGCGAGCUGCAGUUUGAGGAGGAAGACGGCCUGCGGCCCGCGUCGACCCCUUCGGACCGACGUGGUGGCGCAUCGCUGGUGCGGAAGCUGCUGGACGACAUUCAACAGGACAGAAACCCAGAUGUUUGGAAGAAGAUGGAGAAGGUGGUGCAGCAGCUGGACAGCUUCAUCUCCUGGCUGCAGGAGGCGCUGGAGAGCGUGGAGAACUGGACUCAGCCCAGGGCCGACCUGGACAGCCUGAGAGUCUACCUGGACACACACCUGACGUUCAAACUCAACGUGGACAGUCACGGCGCUCUCAAAGAGAACAUCAUGGAGGUUGGCGGAGCGCUCCUCGCCACCGUUCCUGCCCAGCAAUCAGGACUCGGGGAGAUCUUGCACAUGGUGUCCGGCCAAUGGGAUCAGCUCCAGCUCCAGAUCCGCCGCCAACACGGCUGGAUGCUCAACGCUCUCCGCUGCAUCCAGACCCGCCUCUUCGACCCCAACCAAUCAAAAGAGCCCUCGGGGGAGCUGCUAGCCAAUCAGCAGGCUCUAUUUCCAGCAGACCACCUCCAGGCCGAGCUGAUGUCCAACCACCGCUACGUCCAGAAGGUGGCGCUGGAGCAGAUGGCGGCCAAACUGAGCAGCCUGCACUACACCGUUCCCUCCGGCAAGAGACGCUACGUCCAGUUGGUGCGCAGCAGCAGCGUUCAAGACUUCGAGACGGAAUACCAGGAGCUCUGGGAUUGGCUGAUGGACUUGGACGCCAUGGUGACGGACAGUCACCAGCUGAUGAUGUCAGAUGAGCAGAGAGAGCACCUCUUCAAGAGCAGCCACGCUGAGCUGAUGGCGAUGGAGAACAGGAAGACCAGCCUGCUGGGCCGAGCGGAGUCUCUGAAGAGGAGCGGGACGGAACUGCCCUCAAACUUCCACCAUCAGAUCCACAACCUGACACACACAUGGACACAGCUGGAGAACAUCCUGGCUGGCCACUCAGGGUCCACGCAGAUCAUCAGCUGCUCCCCCGCCAAGGUGCGCCCCCGGCCGGCGUCAGCAGAGACCCUUCUCUCGCCGCUCAGCACCGCCAUGUUGGAGCAGCUGCAGGCCCGCAUCAAGGAGCUGAAGGCGUGGCUACGACACACCGAGAUCCUCAUUUUCAACUCCUGCCUCCGCCGGGACAGCGAAGCCUCAGCCCAGCUGGCCAGCUUCAAGUCUUUGUGUUCCGACGUGCGAGCCCGACGAAGAGGAGUCUCUUCGGUCCUCAAACUUUGUCAGAAGCUUCUCCAGCAGAACCAGUCGGGCCCUGUGGCGGAGGCGGAGGCGGGCCCGGAAGCGGAGCAGCACCGUGAGGCUCUGCAGCUGCUGUCAAUCAACCUGGAGAGGAGGUGGGAGGCCAUCGUCAUGCAGGCGCUGCAGUGGCAGAACCGACUGAAGAAGGAGCUGGGAGAAGAGCAGGUCCCCGGGAACUUCCUGGAAGCGGGGCUUGUGGACAUCCACCAGCCCAGCCCGGUCCAGGCCCCCCUGGUGGCAGCGGCCCCGGACGACUCGUGGGAAUGGGAUGAGACCGACAUGACAAUCACAGAAUCCCAAGCAGUACCAGAACCCGACCUCACGCACAACCUUCCCGCUUCAGAUGGCAUCCCGACAAGCCAGAAUCCUGAGGUCCCACCCCAAGUGUUCCCCCCUGAGAAAGAACCCAUCUACCAGGUCUACAGCCUCCACACUGUCCAGUUUCACAGUCCUCAGAGUCCUCAGGCUUUCUCCAAGGCGGCAAAGAGGAAGCAGCAUAUUUUCCAGAAGAGUCUCAGCAAGGACUCCACUUUCUCCUCCAUGGAGUCUCUCCCGGACCUCCUGGGCGGGCUGAUGCCAGGCGAGCGAGGAGGGGAGAGGCCUUGGUGCUCUCAGAGGGAGGGGGGCAGGGCCAGCGGCCAGUCAUCUAGCAGUCGUCCAUCGGAGAGCGAAAGCGGGAUUGUUAGCGAUGGAGGGGACACCGAGACCCUGACCGCCAACUGUGGCAUCCUGGGAGAUGAGGAGGAAGAAGAUGUUACUCUGACGCUGCACGAAGACGACCGACGGAUCGGAGGCAGAAUCCAAGGAAAAACCGAAGAUGCCGGGGAUUCCGUCCACAAGGCUGGAGGACGGGAAGCAGCUGAGAUCCUGGUGAACGGAGGACCACCGGACUCGGACCGCCAUGCAGCCAAGCCUCUCCUGAGCUGCGGUGGUUCGGAUACGCCCCCUGCUCUCCAACACCAGACUUCUAGUCCCGUCUUAUCUCAGGGUUCCUCCCUGGAUUCCCUCCUGGCUCUGGGCUUGGAACUGUUCCCGUCCAAAGAAGUACUUCACCGCAGCGCCUCUCUGGAGAGCGGCCUCGCUCCAUGUCACAGUGCGGACGCCGACACCUGCGCCAGUCUCGCCAGCCUUGUGGAGCUGGACCUAGACCAAAUGAGGGAUGAUGACCAUGGUGGUCUGGAAGACCACAGGAUCGGUGAAGGAGCUCAAGGAGAGCUGAGCAGGAGAACACUUGACCUCCUGAAGCGUCUGGAGAACAUUGAGAGUCCUCUGAUAGCCAAGAUGACUCGUAGUGUGUCGGACAUGACGCUUCGGAGAAGCUCUCCUCUCCGUCGUCAACUCGCAGCUUCUCCUUCUCUCGGAGGCCGACAUGCGGCACUCCCACGGAGGUCACGCAAGGCACCGCCGUCCCUCAUCAACGAGAGCUCGGCUUCGCUAACGGAGUUGAGCAGCGCUGAAGACUCCUCUCUGGCUUCUGAGGACUUAACCGUGCUCCCCAAUCAGAGGAACCUCCUUCAGGAUCAGUCCUUGGUGGCGAGCAGCAAGCACAACUUCUACAGGAGGUGCUGCAAGAGGAGCAGCCAGAGAGAGGAGGCGGACGCCCUGAGCUUGAGCAUGGUGGUCAACGUGUCUUGCACCUCCACUUGCACUGACGAUGAGGACGACAGUGACCUCCUGUCCUCCUCCACCCUCACCCUCACAGAGGAGGAGCUGGGCGUGCGGGAUGGAGACGAGGAGGAGGAAGAGGAGAGGCUGACACCUGCCUCAUCUGGGAACGAGGAGGACGAAGAUGAAGACACAAUGGAUGACUCCUACAUGGAGUACAUGAAGAAGGAGCUGCAGGGUUGGAUCCGACCUCCUCGUACCUCUUCUUUGUCCUCCUCAAAGACCGAGGAGGGGCUUCAGGAUGAACUUCAGUGUGGGAGUAACCUCACCUCCUCAGAGCAACGUCGGCUCCUAAACUCUAGCCACCAAAAGGCAGAAGAGAGGGAGCAGCAGGAGGUGCAGGAGAACCUCAGGAACGUUCCAAGGAGCUUCAUCAGUCACUUGGUGGAUGACCUGGAAAACGGAAAUAUCGAGCACACCUCUUUGAGUGGCAAAGACCAGGAUGACCAGCUCCUCCGAGAGGAGACCAGUGUCUUCACCAAGAAAGGAGAACCUCUCAGGGAGACGUACACUUUCUCCAACAUCUUCAUCCCCACAGAGUCAACCAACCAACUUCCUUCAUCUCCGUCCUGUGAGCUCCUCACACCUGCCUCCUCAUUGGUGGGACAGCUAAAGGGGGAGUUACCCUGCCAGAGCUCCGCCUCGCCCCCAUCGCCACGCCUGGACCGCCAAUCACAUGACGGCAGACCAGGCGUACGGAAGGCCAUCAACAUCCAGGAGAAGUUCAAGUUCUCCUCUCUGGUGAUGGAAAAGAGCAGCAGCGGGGUCCGAGACAAAGAUUCCUGCCUCCCAAGCAAAAAAUGGAAAAGUUCCUACUCUUCUUGCUGCCAACACCUCAACUCGCACUCACCCGACUCGCCCGACUCACCCGACUCACCCGACUCGCCCGACUCACCCCAGCAAGGCAGCAAGGAGGCCGUGCACGACUUUGUCAUGGAGAUCCUGGAAAUGGCCAGGAGGGGCAACGACAUUCCAGACGGGAAGUCUGACCUUGACUGCCGACCUUCGUCUUUAGCCCAGAUAAGAGACAAGGUUCUCCAGCAUUCCCACCAGCCUCUGCAGCUGCGUAAGGGAGACUUCUACUCCUACUUGGCGCUCUCCUCGCACGACAGCGACUGCGGCGAGGUCACUCAGUGCGCCGAGGACAAGAGCGCCACCCCAGCGCCCUACGCCAUCCCAGCGUACGCCACGCCCACGCAAGGCCUCAGCAGCCCAGAACCAGACGCCGGCCCCAGCCGGGGAGCUUCUCGGACGUCCUCAACUCGCCGUGACGACAACCAGCUCUGCGCUCUUGACUUGGAGUCACAUGAUCAUCUUGCCACAAGCCCCUCCCCCUCUUUUCCCCAAAGCCCAGACAUCCGGGAUGAGGAGACCCUGUUUCCAGCCUGCACGGAGGAGGUUUACCUGGGCCCGCCCCUCUGCUACAGCAUGCCCCCCACCAAAAAGGCACCAAAGGCCCCCCUCCCGACACGCCACGGAGGGUCCCAUCCAGAGGAGGUGAUCCCUCCUGUCCCGGAGCCCCUAUACAGCUCCUUCUCCAUCAGCACCUCCGCUAGGAGGAGGCCCGCCGAGACUUCCUGUUCUGGUUCUGGUGAGCACCCACACCUCCUCUGUGAUGUCGCCGGCGGUGUGGGAGCACGGCGGGGGGAGACGAGUCCUAAUGAGGCUCCUUCUUAUCUUCAUCCCCUGAUAGACUCGCCCUCGGCAGCACGCACUAAAGCGCUUGAAUCCAAUAUUGGCGUCGUAAUGACCAAGAUAAGUGUCGGCGGAGCCGCUACAAAUCCCUCAAAAGAGCCGGCCGCUGCCGCUGCGCGUAUUAAUCCCAAAAUGAACUGCUGGCCGAUGAAAGAGGCUGAUAGAGCGGCGGGGGGGAGGCGAGGAGAGGCGGACGCUCGCAGCUUCAAGCAGCCGGGGGCGACGGCGAAAGGGCGGCGAGGCUCGCGACAGGAAGCCAAGAUGACGACCACGACAGCGGCCAAGCAGGUCAGCGCUGUCAAUCACAACACCAGGGACUCCCAGGGGCGGAGCCAAAUCCCCAUCAGGCCGCCCGCCUCCAGGAUGAGGCCAAUUAGAAGUGGACCUGCAGGAGGCGGAGCUAUCCGAGUCCAGCCGUGAGGAGACGCCACCGACGGACAGAGCAUCCUCCACUUCCACAAACUUGCAAACAUCUAUAUGACACACACACACACACACACACACAAGUGGUGUUAAAGAAGAACGUUGGAAGAGAAGAAGAAGCGGAGAAAGUGUACGGACUGAAAGGUGACCAUGUGACAUGGCGAGGCAUAAAGGAUGAUGGGAAAGUGUAACGUAGAAGGAAACAGGAGAUGAAAACCAUGUUUUAUCUAUGCAACACGACCAAAGCAGCCAUGUUGCGUGCCAGCGUGCGUGUUUGUGUUUGACGUGAACGUGAACGUGAGUUUGGAGUCUUGAGCGUGUAUUUGUGCCUUGCCGUAUAAGCCGCCAUCUUUUUAAGACGACGAUGAAGCGCUGAUGUAAGGUUGAAGUGAGCUUGUGUACAUUUGUAAAGCCGGAAUGUUUCGUGUGUGUUUGUGUAGCUCCGCGUGUCGUGUCCUCGUUAGCAUUAGCGUUACAAGUGGCCUGCAUGAUUCCUGCUAACGGCUAGCUGACAAAGUUCAUUCAUUGCAAGGCUCGUUUGUUCUUUUAUGUACCACUCGUUCACAGGACGUCAAAGAUGUCUGUUUGCUAAAUUAGCAAAACACGCGUCCGACGGCGGCCCUGUUAUUCCUCUUGUACCUCCUCAUCCUGGGAGAGGCAUGCUAAGCUAGGCUAAUAUUCAAUACAAAUAAAGAAUCAUUAGCAUCGAUUGUUAUUUGUCUUUCUUGUGUCACCUGAUUGUAGAAUAAACAUGCUGGGCGUUAUGCUACGUUAUUAGUCUAGCUAGCGAGCUGCUAACAGGGUCGUUACACACAAUUGCUACUUUUUGCUCGU
Doryrhamphus excisus (bluestripe pipefish) is the source of this 9020-nucleotide messenger RNA. The record is from RefSeq and is a predicted model, not a curated record. Lineage: Eukaryota; Metazoa; Chordata; Actinopteri; Syngnathiformes; Syngnathidae.